GUAUGUAAUAUCGUUAUUUCCCCAUUGUGCCUGCGGGAGGCACUGCCACUUGUAAUUGUGAGUUGUGUUCCUUAAAGUAAUAAAUCCAGAAGAAGAAUAGUAUCCCUGAAUGUUGGUUGUGUUAUUUGAACGUGGUUUAACCCAAGAGUUUUAUAUAUGUUUUAGUCAGUUAAAACAUAACAUAUUUGGCGACGAGGUGGAUUUAAAUGACCACGAAGCUACUAACUUACAGUGAAUCGUAGUUAGGCGUUACGUUACCAUACAUUUUCUUUUCUCUGCGUAGCUUUAGUGUUCAGAUUAGCUAGGAUGGCUGCUGCCAUUGGCCACAUGGAAGCUUUUAACGAAAGCGUCGAACCGUGGACCACAUACAUCGAACGAUUUGAACACUUCAUAGAAGCAAAUAGUAUUGAGGCCGAAAAGAAAGUGCCUGUGCUACUCAGUGUGAUCGGAGGAAAAACAUAUGGACUUCUCCGAAGUCUUAUCGCGCCAGAAAAACCGGGAGAGAAAAGCUUCAAGCACAUUACAGACACGCUACAGCAGCACUUCUCGCCAAAGCCCCUGGUCAUCGCGGAGCGUUUUCGUUUCCAUCGGCGGAAUCAGGAGGAGAGCGAGUCGGUGACACAGUAUGUUGCAGUGCUUAGAGGGUUGUCAGAACACUGUGAAUUUGGGGGACAUUUGGAUGAUGCACUUCGCGAUAGAUUUGUGUGUGGCCUAAAGAGUGAGGCUACUCAAAAACGCUUGUUGACUGAGUCUACGCUGACGUUUCAGAGAGCGGUAGAGUUGGCGGUCUCCAUGGAAACAGCGUCACGUGAAGCACACCAACUCAGCGGAUCACUGACGGUAAACGCACUGUCUUUAUCAAAGAGUAAGACUGGGAACAAAUGCAAACGAUGCGGAAAAAAUAACCAUAAUGAUGAUGAUUGUUGGUUUAAAGACAAAAACUGUAAUGUUUGUGGAAAAAAAGGCCAUAUCAGUCGCGUUUGCAGGAAAAGUAACGUUUAUGAUGACAGAAAAACAAUGAGUGGAAAAACAGCAAAAGCUGCAAGGCCAACGAAAGCAUUUAAGCAGAAAGGCUACAUAAAAAAGGGAAAUGUACACCGCCUUGAUGCUGAUGCAGUGUCUAAUGAGUAUGACACAGACUCAGAUUUAGCUCUGUAUAAACUGUCGCAGCCAGGAGAAAAGUCUAGUAUCACCGUGAAACCAGAAAUUGAAGGUACACCACUGGAAAUGGAACUGGACACGGGCGCAGCAGUGUCAUUGAUCUCAACAGAGACUUAUGAUCGAAUAUUGAAACACCUGCCCCUAUGCUCAACGGACAUUGUUCUUCGAACAUACACUGGGCAAGCAUUGCGUCCUGAAGGUGUAAUUGAUGUGCAUGUGAAAUUGGGCAAGCAAACAGCUGUUCUUCCAUUGUAUAUCGUGCAAGGAGACUAUCCACCACUCUAUGGCAGAGAGUGGUUGCGUCAGAUCAAAAUGAACUGGAAAGAAAUUAAAGCAGUCAGAUUGAAGACGCUCGAAUCUGUGUUGCAGAAACAUGCUGCUAUUUUCUCUACACAUUUGGGAGAAAUGAAGAACAUCACCGCUAAAAUAACAUUGAAACCUGAAAACAAACCCAAGUUUUGCCAGCCCAGAGUCGUUCCGUAUGCUCUUCGUCCAAAAGUCGAAGCGGAGCUGAAACGUCUCACUGAAAUUGGAGUAUUGUCACCAGUAGAGCAUAGUGAAUGGGCUACUCCAAUAGUUCCUGUUGUAAAGAAAAAUGGAGACGUGCGCAUCUGUGGUGAUUUUAAGGUGACGAUAAACCCUGUCUUACACAUUGAACACUAUCCAUUACCGCGCAUUGAGGACCUGUUUGCUUCAUUAGCAGGGGGACAGUGUUUCAGCAAAUUGGACUUGUCACAUGCUUACCUUCAAAUGAGGGUCGAAGAGGAUUCCAGGAAGUUCCUUACAAUUUCUACACAAAAAGGACUAUUCCAGUACAAUCGCCUUCCAUUUGGGAUCGCUUCGGCGCCAGCUAUUUUCCAGAGAGCUAUGGACCAAAUAUUACAGGGUCUGCCUAAUGUCCAUUGUUACCUGGAUGACAUUCUGGUUACCGGGCAGACUGAAGCUGAACACCUGGAAAACCUGGAUGCAGUCCUUGGACGACUGGAGCAGUUUGGGUUGCGUGCUGAAAAAGGGAAAUGUGACUUUUUCAAGGACUCACUGGAAUACUUGGGUCACAUAAUUGAUGCAGAAGGUUUGCACAAGUCACCUAAAAAAGUACAUGCAAUUGUCAAUGCGCCAAUUCCAUCAAACAUCACACAGCUAAGAUCAUUUCUAGGCCUGUUAAACUAUUAUGGGAGAUUCAUACCCAAUCUGGCAAACAUAGCGAAUCCUUUGAAUGCCCUGUUGUGUAAAGGGAAACGCUGGCAAUGGUCUGAGGAGUGUGAUGCUGCAUUUAAAAAGGCAAAAGAACAAUUGGUGUCACAAAAUGUUUUGACACACUAUGACCCUCAGAAUGCAAUUCGGCUUGCAUGUGAUGCAUCACCUUAUGGCAUUGGUGCCGUCAUUUCCCACAUGCUACCCAGCGGUGAAGAAAAGCCAAUAGCUUUCGCAUCACGCACACUUAGCAAGGCAGAACAGAAUUAUGCACAGAUUGAGCGCGAGGCUCUGGCCAUAGUGUUUGGGGUCAGAAAAUUCCAUCAAUAUCUUUACGGACGGAAAUUCACGCUUUUCACGGAUCACCGCCCCCUUACUACGAUCUUUGGGCCACAAAAAGGAAUUCCGUCUAUGGCGGCAGCACGGAUGCAAAGGUGGGCAUUACUUUUGUCUGCGCACAAUUAUACAAUAGAGUACAAAAGAGCUGAGAAUCAUGCAAAUGCUGAUGGUCUUUCGCGUCUGCCGUUACAAGUAGAACACAGUGAGAAAAUGGAUGCAGUAGAGCUAUUUUACCUCGAACAGAUGGAGAAACUCCCUGUCAGUGCCACGGAUAUCCGACGUGAGACUAUGAGUGACUCAACCUUGUCUACAGUCGUUGAAAUGGUCAUAAAAGGGACCCAAGCUGUCAACCUGACUGGUAAUAAUGAACUCUCACCUUUCAUCUCCAAACGCGCUGAGCUGUCCGUCCAACACGGGUGCUUAAUGCGGGGCAUGAGAGUUGUGGUUCCCCUUAAGCUGCAGAAAAGAGUACUGGAGGAACUGCACACUGGCCAUCCAGGAAUAGUCAGAAUGAAAGCCAUUGCUCGCAGUUAUGUGUGGUGGCCUGGUAUUGAUGCUGACAUUGAACUGUGCGUGAAAAUGUGUCAGUCAUGUCAACAAAUACAGAAAAUGCCACCCCAAGCACCCCUCCACCCAUGGGAGUGGCCAAGCAGACCAUGGGAACGUAUUCAUGUAGAUUUCGCUGGCCCAUGUGAGGGUCACAUGUACCUAGUCGUAGUUGAUGCACAUUCGAAGUGGCCUGAGGUGCAGUUGAUGACAUCAACAACAGCAGGGAGGACAAUUGAAGUUUUGCGGAACCUUUUCAGUCAUUAUGGACUGCCUGAAGUCCUGGUGAGUGAUAAUGGACCACAAUUUGUCUCUCAGGAGUUUGUAACUUUCCUGAAGGCCAACCAUGUGAAGCAUAUCCGUUCAGCCCCAUAUCAUCCUGCAACCAAUGGGCAGGCUGAAAGGUUUGUUCAGUCGCUAAAACAAGCAUUGAAGGCAUCUAAGGGCUCUUCCACUGUUCAGAGACGGUUGGAAACAUUCUUGCUGACGUAUCGCAACACACCACAUCCAACGACUAGAGAGGCCCCUUCUAGGUUGUUUUUGGGACGACAACUGCGCACACGGCUGGAUGCCUUGAAACCCAGUGUGACAGCUGCUGUGCGACUCUCACAGACCUCCCAGGUCCUCCGCCGUGCUGGUCGUUCAAAACCAAGACAGUUUGGAGUCGGCGAUGCAGUUCUGGCUCGUGAUUACAGAGGGAGAGAAAGAUGGACAUCAGGUGUGGUGACGGCUCAAAGUGGUCCAGUGUCUUAUAAUGUGGAUGUAGGAACUUCUGCGGAAUGGCGACGCCAUGCUGAUCAACUCUUGUCCAUUCCGAAUCAAGCAGCUGAAACUCAGGUGACACAACCACCUGACAUCAGUGAUGUACCGGUUCCUUUACAGACCUCUGUAAAUGACACUUCUUCAGCACCACCAACCAGGGAACAGGAUGUUAACAGUGACGCAUCAGAGUCUCAGAUAAAUCAUGGCAAACUCAACAUUCCAUCAUUGCAGGUCAGACGUUAUCCAGCCAGAGUGAUUAAACCGCCCAAUCGUCUGACAUUAUAAAGCCAUGAGAAACUCCUGUUGAACUGAAAUGUAAUUAGUUAUGUUAGUGAGCCUGUUCUGACAAGGGGCAGAAUAAUCCCCGAACUGGCUCGAGGCAAGAGGCAGUCUACCCUCUACCUCUAGUUAAAAAAAAAAAAAAAAAAAAGGCAUAAUUUUUGAGUAGCUGAAAAUGCAUUGUUUUUCUUUUGUUUGUUGAUUAAGAGGGGAGGAAAUGUUAUGUAUGUAAUAUCGUUAUUUCCCCAUUGUGCCUGCGGGAGGCACUGCCACUUGUAAUUGUGAGUUGUGUUCCUUAAAGUAAUAAAUCCAGAAGAAGAAUAGUAUCCCUGAAUGUUGGUUGUGUUAUUUGAACGUGGUUUAA
Molecule: messenger RNA, 4645 nt
Organism: Carassius gibelio (silver crucian carp)
Lineage: Eukaryota; Metazoa; Chordata; Actinopteri; Cypriniformes; Cyprinidae
Exons: 1
Coding region: 307-4287 (1326 amino acids)
Biological process (GO): DNA integration
Molecular function (GO): nucleic acid binding; zinc ion binding
Source: RefSeq, a predicted model, not a curated record